CCACCAAAGAGAGAGAGAGAGACAGAGACCAAUAGCGUCAAUCUGCAAGCGAAAACGUAGGAUAAAAUCUCCACAAGUCUAUUAAACAGAAAUGUUUGAUAUAUAAUAUGAAAUGUUUGGAAGAGAGGGGAAAGACAGAAAAGAAAAUCUGACACUACCCAUUAAAAAAGUGGCCCAUUUAAUUUAUCUCUUUUCCCACUCUGAAUAGUGUCUUUCUUCUCCAUGGGUCUUCCUGGUUAUCCACCAUCCGUCAAUGCAGAGCCCAUCUGAUUUUCCCACCCUUUUCCUUUCUGGUCCUGGCUUCUCAGGCGAUUGAGGGAGAUGGGCAUUUGGCCCCUAAAGUUUCUUAAUUUUCCUGAGGUAUAUAAGAUGCAAGUUACGGUAUUGUGAGAGUUUAGGGAAGGCGGGAGGCGGCAGCAUGAUUGGUUCUGGCGUAAAUUUGGUCAUGACUGUCAUAGGAUUUGCUGUGAGCACCAUGUUUAUAGUGUUUGUUUGCACUAGACUAGUCUGUGCAAGGAUACAACUUACAGCGUCCAGGAGGGCCUUUCCUGCAACCAUCCGAUCUGAUCUAGGCAUGCUAGAGCGUGGAAUUCAUGGGCUUGAACCGGUGCUACUAUCGAGCUUUCCGACGAAAAAAUUCAGUGAUGAAUUCUUUUCUUCCGGUGAAGAUUCCCAGUGCACCGUAUGUCUGGGAGAAUACCAAGAUAAAGAUAUGCUCCGCAUUCUUCCUUACUGUGGCCAUGCUUUUCAUAUCACCUGCAUAGAUAUAUGGCUGCAGCAGCAUUCUACUUGCCCAGUUUGUCGAAUAUCCUUACGGGAUUCUCCAGAUAGAAAGCGUCUUUUGCAGCCCUUGUUUAGCCCUGCUUUUCGUUCCUCACGUAGCCCAGAUACAGUGGCUGCACGGUCAUACAAUUGCCUACAUGGUAGUCCUGGCUUUUCUGCAAGGAGGAUGGACAGUCUUAGAAUGGAAUCAAUUCAAGAGGACCCUUUUGUGCCUGACCUUGAAGAUGUAGGAGAGAUGAUCUCUUCUACAGUCGCUAAUGGUGGCACAGAAAAAGGACCACCUGGAGAUGACCUCGAAGCGAGAAACCUUGUCAGACCAUCCCCCUCUCAGCAACUUGAUUGAUUCUGCCAAACAAGCCGCACUUCCUUCUACAUGAUGCAUCCCAGUUUCUUGAGAUCAACCAGAUAUUGAUCCAAAACGGGCGAAGAAUGAGAAAUCUAGAAAUGGAAUUGAGAUCUGCAUAUGUUGACCAUGUGCUUGUUGAUGCAAUCCUUUGUACAUAUAUUGAAUUUUUAGCGUUCUCUUUUCCUUAAUAAGGCGUUCAGCUUCCUGUCGGCAGUUGCUCUGACCUCAUACAGAGCUUUCAUUCUGGAAAAGAAGAUACUAAUCAUCAGAGGAACAAGAGUGCUUGAUUUGAGAAAAAGUAAUGGUCCAGCAUUCUUCAGACACCUACGACUCCUUUAGCUGCAACCUACUGCAAUGGUUUUCUAUUUCGAACUUGCCUGAACCGUGCAUAAUUGCAUCGUUUAUGCCAAAAAUGGUCCUUGGCAUAAGGAAAACGACCCUCACCAUCUGAAAUUUAGCUUGCUGUUUGUUCUUCCCAAUUUCGUGAUCUCAAGACACGAAUUUGUCAAUUACAUGAGUGCUACUUUUUGGGUUGAAUUGAUCGUGGGAAGCUUUAUAUA
Messenger RNA from Nymphaea colorata (pocket water lily), 1689 nucleotides. RefSeq names its product RING-H2 finger protein ATL80-like. Bases 419 to 1126 code for a protein of 235 amino acids. Lineage: Eukaryota; Viridiplantae; Streptophyta; Magnoliopsida; Nymphaeales; Nymphaeaceae. The transcript has 3 exons. The record is from RefSeq and is a predicted model, not a curated record.